Messenger RNA from Parnassius mnemosyne (clouded apollo), 267 nucleotides. Lineage: Eukaryota; Metazoa; Arthropoda; Insecta; Lepidoptera; Papilionidae. The record is from the annotation of a GenBank genome assembly.
UUGACGCGGGAUUUUAACGGCAAACCAGCCCUUACAAUACGACGUUAUGAUGAUAACUCAAAAAGUACUUAUGAAAAGGAUGCAGUUUCUAAACCAUCAAUAAGAGCCGAUUCCUUUAGUGCUAGUGACGAAAAUGAUAAAGUACCUUUGGAUGCCAAACAGGAAGAUAAUGAAAAUAAGGAAAAUAAAUCAGAAAGCAAACAAAGUGACAAAGAGGACUCAAGCAAUGGUAACUUACUCCGAUGUAUUAUGGUCAAAUAUAAGUAA